CAAUAUAUUAGUCCCUACAGUUCAUACGAAAUCGACACCCUUGUGACUGUUUCAAUUCAAAUAUGAGCGGUUUUUGUGGAAGGAAGUUGUUCAUGCGCGAUUUCACACCGCAUAAGCCACGAAAAGAAUUACAAUGAGUGCACGCCAUGUCACGCCACUCCCUAUAGAUCCCUUCGUCAGCGCAAGAGGGUUCGCUAUCGCUGAGAGGGAGCAAUGCUUUAAUGGCGAUGGAGUGGGGAAGAUGGCCCGCACUCGCCGCUCGCAGACUCGUCCUUGUCGCCGCUAUCUGCGCCUUCACAGCUGCUGAUGGCUGUCUUGAGCUCCAUCCUCCCAGAGUGGUGGUGAGACAUGGAGACCCAGUAUCAGUGAACUGCACAGUGUCCACAGAUCACAGUAGCAUGGGCUGGGCAGCUCCAGUAGAUGAAGUACCUAAUACACCUGAUGUCCAGUUUGUCACUUGGAGGGUGGAAAGUCUGACAAUCUGGGACUUAAGGCCCCUGUGCUAUGCAAACCGUCCAGGAAAACAAUGUAUGGAACGUCUCUCAGUCACUGUGUACAAACCCCCAGACAGUGUUUCUGUCAGUUCUGUGAACUCUACUGACUCCAUGGUGGAGGGGAGUCAGUACCAGCUGAAGUGUGAGAUCCAGAACAUCGCUCCUGUUCAGAACCUCACUGUGAAGUGGUACAAAGGGGACACAUUAGUACAUGAAGACAGAGACUAUGUCAUAAAAGAUGGAAAGUCUGACAGAGAAAAGGCACCUGUGAGUGUGGCUUCCAUCGUUCUGAUCACCGCCAACAGAACUACUAACAGAACCGAUGAUAACGUACAGUACAGUUGUGGGGCAGAACUGGACCUGGGACCAGAAGCACCACAACCCCCACUUGCAGUGAAAUCAACACCCCUCAAUAUCACUGUGCACUAUAAACCCACUAUCAACCCAAUAGACACCCUGCUCUAUGUGAGGCGUGGCCAUUCUGCUGUGUUAAACUGCAGCGCUAAAGGGAAUCCUCCCCCGAAUAUUGUUUGGAUGUUAAAGGGCCAGCGAUUACCAACACAGGACGGCAUUUACACCAUCUCCGAGAUAGAUCAUGAGGGAAAUUAUACCUGCAGGGCAAGUAACAAUUUAGGGAUCCAUGAGGAAACAAUGCGGGUGAUUGUUACAGGUAUGACGCUUCUAUAAAUACCUGUCAUAACUUCCUUUCUCUCUGCUUCCUCUUCCUUUGCUGCCUUUGCAACACAUAUCAGGAAUUACAGUUUUCAUUAAAAUAACUGCAAAUUUGUUAUCUGAAUAUUCACUAUAAUUCUCCAGUAUAUUCUCUGGGGUUUGACCAAACUGUUAGGAGUAAUCAUGUUAAAAUAGUGGAAAAAAUAAGUAACUCUGGUUUUCCCAUUUAAAUUAAUAAUACAGUUUAAAUUCAUUUUCAUGUGAUAAAUUACUAGUCUGUAAUUGAUGAACAGUGAACUCGAGGACUAAUCGUGCAUUCCAUUUGCCUCGGAUUCCGAUUUUCGGAAUCCGAGAUUACGUCACAUCCGGUAAAAACUCGGGAA
Paramormyrops kingsleyae is the source of this 1549-nucleotide messenger RNA. Lineage: Eukaryota; Metazoa; Chordata; Actinopteri; Osteoglossiformes; Mormyridae. The record is from RefSeq and is a predicted model, not a curated record.